This is a messenger RNA of Salvelinus namaycush (lake trout), 1792 nucleotides long. Its product is annotated as tenascin-like. The transcript is spliced from 9 exons. NCBI's taxonomy places the organism in Eukaryota, Metazoa, Chordata, Actinopteri, Salmoniformes, Salmonidae. Gene Ontology annotation, molecular function: protein binding. The coding region runs from base 1 to 1614 and encodes 537 amino acids. The record is from RefSeq and is a predicted model, not a curated record.
AUGGAACCCUGCCCCUUGUAUUUCCCCUUAGUACCCACUGCUCCGGACCAGCUGACUGUUGACACCACAUCAGCUGCUGUUAGCUGGAACCAGCCACCAGGAUUGGACCAAACCCAACAUCAUUACCAGAUCUCCUACCACUGUCCAGGGACAGAACCCCACUACACUACCACAUCUUCACACAGCAUCACUCUCUCUGACCUGAAACCUGCUACUGAAUACUCUAUCACUGUCUGCACUGUGCUGGAAAAUGGAAAGAAAAGUAAACUGGUGUCAACAACCCUCACAACAAUACUUCCUGCUCCAGACCAGCUGACUGUUGACUCAGUGGACACCACAUCAGCUGCUGUUAGCUGGAGCCAGCCACCAGGAUUGGACCAAACCCAACAUCAUUACCAGAUCUCCUACCACUGUCCAGGGACAGAACCACACAUCAUUACCACAUCUUCACACAGCAUCACUCUCUCUGACCUGCAAUGUGGUACUCAGUACUCUGUCACUGUCUGCACUGUGCUGGAAAAUGGAAGGCAAAGUCGACUGGUGUCAACAACCCUCACCACAAUACUUCCUGCUCCAGACCAGCUGACUGUUGACUCAGUGGACACCACAUCAGCUGCUGUUAGCUGGAGCCAGCCACCAGGAUUGGACCAAACCCAACAUCAUUACCAGAUCUCCUACCACUGUCCAGGGACAGAACCACACAUCACUACCACGUCUUCAGCCAGCAUCACUCUCUGUGGCCUGAAACCUGGUACUGAAUACUCUGUCAAUGUUUGCACUGUGCUGGAAAAUGGAAAGACAAGUCGACUGGUGUCAACAACCCUCACCACAGUACAUUUUCAGUGGUGGAGGAGACCAUCCAGAGUUGCUGCAGUGUGUGUUCUACUGGCUGUCAUCAUAGGCCUGUGGGAUUCCUAUGCAACUGCAGAGCGAGACCAGCUACAGAAUAGUCUAAAUACCAGGACUACAGAGAGAGACCAGCUACAGAAUAGUCUAAAUACCAGGACCACAGAGAGAGACCAGCUACAGAAUAGUCUAAAUACCAGGACUACAGAGAGAGACCAGCUACAGAAUAGUCUAAAUACCAGGACUACAGAGAGAGACCAGCUACAGAAUAGUCUAAAUACCAGGGCCACUGAAGUAGACAAGUUGAAAAAGAGUCUGAACACUACAACUAUGGAGCGUGACCAGCUACAGAAGGAGAUAGAACGACUGAACUGGGAGAACAAAAGGUCCUGUCCUGAAGGAUGGAGAAGGUUUGGCUCCAGCUGUUACUACCUCUCUACUGAGGGGAAAUCCUGGGAGAAGAGUAGACAGGACUGUCUGGAGAGAGGAGCAGACCUGGUGAUCAUUAACAGUGAAGAGGAACAGACAUUUAUCAAUGGGUUUGAGUCAGUCAAGUGGGUCUGGAUUGGUCUGACUGAUUCUGUUACUGAGGGAACCUGGAAAUGGGUGGACGGCACCCCACUGACCACCCCAAGGUUUUGGUGGAGUGGAGAGCCUGGUGGUGGUGUCGGGGAGAACUGUGUGGAAAUCUAUUACAUAUCAUCAGGCCAAGGAGUAUGGAGGGAUUAUGAUUGUUCCUUUUCACAACAAUGGAUCUGUGAGAAAUAGUCUUCUCAUAGUUACUUUCUCUGCACUGCUGAUUAAUGAACUCUCUACUGUAUGUUAAUGAUGGUCUAAAAGACUGAUGGGAUUUGAUAGAAUUGUACUCAACUACAGGUAGGAGACAAACAUAUUCACACACACGAAGACAGUGAUCUGAACCAGAGCCUCCCGCAAGAGAAACCAA